Molecule: messenger RNA, 5653 nt
Organism: Macaca mulatta (Rhesus monkey)
Lineage: Eukaryota; Metazoa; Chordata; Mammalia; Primates; Cercopithecidae
Gene: SLC35A3
Product: solute carrier family 35 member A3
Biological process (GO): pyrimidine nucleotide-sugar transmembrane transport
Cellular component (GO): Golgi membrane
Molecular function (GO): pyrimidine nucleotide-sugar transmembrane transporter activity
Source: RefSeq, a predicted model, not a curated record
AAGGCCCGAGGAGAGGGGUGUGUCAAGCGAAUGAAGACGGCAGUGUGUGCCUCAGCGCCUGGGGCGUGCGGAGCUAGUGACGGCUGGGCCCGGCUGCGGUCACAUCCCUUCAGUGAACAUCCCAUGAGCUCUCACUCGGUGUUGAGCCCUGUGGUAGACACAGAUGCACCCGACCAGCACCUGGAGCUCAAGAAGCCGCAGGAACUUAAAGAAAUGGAAAGGCUGCCCUUGGUAAAUGAAGAUAAAACAAUGUCCGCCAACCUAAAAUACCUUUCCCUGGGAAUUUUGGUCUUUCAGACUACCAGUUUGGUUCUAACAAUGCGUUAUUCUAGAACUUUAAAAGAAGAAGGACCUCGUUAUCUAUCUUCAACAGCAGUGGUUGUUGCUGAACUUUUGAAGAUAAUGGCCUGCAUUUUAUUAGUCUACAAAGACAGCAAAUGUAGUCUAAGAGCACUGAAUCGAGUACUACAUGAUGAAAUUCUUAAUAAACCUAUGGAAACACUUAAACUUGCUAUUCCAUCAGGGAUCUAUACUCUUCAGAAUAAUUUACUGUAUGUGGCACUAUCAAAUCUAGAUGCAGCUACUUAUCAGGUCACAUAUCAGUUGAAAAUUCUUACAACAGCAUUAUUUUCUGUGUCUAUGCUUAGUAAAAAAUUGGGUGUAUACCAGUGGCUGUCCCUAGUAAUUUUGAUGACAGGAGUUGCUUUUGUGCAGUGGCCCUCAGAUUCUCAGCUUGACUCUAAGGAACUGUCAGCUGGUUCUCAGUUUGUAGGACUCAUGGCAGUUCUCACAGCAUGUUUUUCAAGUGGCUUUGCUGGGGUUUACUUUGAGAAAAUCUUAAAAGAAACAAAACAAUCAGUUUGGAUAAGGAAUAUUCAGCUUGGUUUCUUUGGAAGUAUAUUUGGAUUAAUGGGUGUAUACAUUUAUGAUGGAGAACUGGUAUCAAAGAAUGGAUUUUUUCAGGGAUAUAACCGACUGACCUGGAUAGUAGUUGUUCUUCAGGCACUUGGAGGCCUUGUAAUAGCUGCUGUUAUUAAGUAUGCAGAUAAUAUUUUAAAAGGAUUUGCAACCUCUUUAUCGAUAAUAUUAUCAACAUUGAUCUCCUAUUUUUGGCUUCAAGAUUUUGUGCCAACCAGUGUCUUUUUCCUUGGAGCCAUCCUUGUAAUAACAGCUACUUUUUUAUAUGGUUAUGAUCCCAAACCUGCAGGAAAUCCCACUAAAGCAUAGUUGUAUACUAUCUUUAACUGGUUUUUCACGAUGGCGCACUAGGAAUCUCGACAUUAAUCUUGCACAGAGGACUUCUACAGAGUCUGUGAAGAUAUCAUCAUGCUGAAUCUGAUCAUACUGUUUUUUUAAAAGUUUAAGGAUAAAAUAUGUGUAUAUGUAACAAAACACAUUGCAUCUAGAAAUCAGAACUUGAAAGUAUUUCCAGGGAUUAGAAUUAGAAGGAAUAUUAGAGAAAACUUGAAAUCUGAGUUUAAAAAGAUUUUACCUUUUUGAUUGCUGCAGAAAUGUCCUAUGCACUCUUUGCAAGAGCACACAACAGAUGUCAGAUAUCAAUUUUUGCAAAUUAGAUUUAAUGUUAUUAAGUGUUUUUAUCUUACUCUUUCUGUACAGAUAUAUCAAAUCACAUGAAAUAUUUAAAGUUUGAAAAUUGUAAUUACCUAUAAAGCUGUGAAAAAAUAGAAGUAUAAUUUGAAAAAACAUUUCACUUAUCAGAGAUUUUUAUAUUUAUACAAAAGAUUACUAAAUGAAGGAUGGCUAAAUGUUUUUUGUUCAAUUACAUAAAAAUUAAUAAAGUAAUAUUCUGGGUCUGAUUUGUCAGAGAAUAAAUAUCAUAUCUAAAUUUAAUGUAGAGAUACAUACUAUUUCUCCAUAUGAAUUUUAAGAUAUUUUAGUGCUUCAAGACUGCUGAAAGCAAUCCAGUUGCUCCUGUGCUAGCCAGAGAAUUUUAUAGUAAUGGGAGGUUAGCCCCUAAUCUCUUCAUUGCAUUUCAUUUCUGUAAAUCAGAUUAAAUCCUUAAUAUUAUUUAAAAUUAAAAUUUAUAAUUGCCAUUAAAUUUUCAAAAUGUAAUUUAAAAGGAUUAAAUACUCAUUUAAUAAUUUGAAAUAAUUAUUGUAUCAUAUCUACAUUUGGAGAGUUUUGAAUUAUCAAGCAUAUACUGUAUAUAGUUAGAAAGUUAUUAAAUGAACAUUUUACUCAUUGAUCUGUAAAAACUUCUUUACAACUGUUGACAAAAAGAACAUUCAAACAAAUAAUAGUACAGAUGUCAGUGACUGAGACCAGAAUGACUUUUCUUGGAGACAUUCCAGAUUGCCAUAUUACAUUAUUUUAAACAGCGCUAUAACUUUAAAUCCAAAGCUGCUCGGAAGAAUUUUUUAGGUCUCUCAUAAGCCUGUUCUUCCCUGAUCACACGAGUGGGAGAGGUAGCCAAAUUUUGAAUUCCCCUUCUGUGUUCCCACAAGAGCUGCUGAGAAGGCCGGGUGCAGUGACUCACGCCUGUAAUCCCAGCACUUUGGGAGGCCGAGGCAGGUGGAUCACAAGGUCAAGAGAUUGAGACUAACCUGACCAACAUGGUGAAACCUCGUCUCUACCAAAAAUACAAAAAUUAGCUGGGCAUGGUGGUACGUGCCUGUAAUCCCAGCUACUCGGGAGGCUGAGGCAGGAGAAUCGCUUGAACCCGGGAGGCAGAGGUUGCAGUAAGCGGAGAUUGUGCCACUGGCACUCCAACUUGGGUGACAGAGUGAGACUCUGUCUCAAAAAAAAAAAAAAAAAAAAAGCUACUGAGAAGGAGCCACCAUUUUGCUUUAAAAUAGUGGUUUUUUUUCCUUUUUAAUGAACACUGGAGCUGAGGAUUCAGAUUACAUGAGUUAUUUAAUAAGUUGGUUAAAGGGAGAGAGAAUAUAUUAUAAAUGGUAAGAAGAUUUGGUGAGCAAAAAUGCUUUCUAUAAUUUGAAUAUGGGUUUAAUUUAAUUAUUAACUAUAGACAGAAUUACUUACUGAGUAUAAGAAGUAUUUUACUGGCUGGGCGCUGUGGCUCACACCUGUAAUCUCAGCAGUUUGGGAGGCCGAGGUGGGUGGAUCACAAGGUCAGGAAUUCGAGACCAGCCUGGCCAGCAUGGUGAAACCCUGUCUCUACCAAUAAUACAAAAAUUAGCUGGGCAUGGUGGUGCACGCCUGUAGUCCUAGCUACUCAGGAGGCUGAGGCAGGAGAAUUUCUUGAACACACCAGUUGGAAGUUGCAGUAAGCCAAGAUCGCUCCACUGCACUCCAGCCUGGAUGACAGCAACACUCUGUCUCACAAAAAAAAAAAAAAAGAAAUAUAUAUAUAUGUUUACAUACACACACACCCACAGUAUGAAUGAAAAAAGUAAAAUACUUUUUUUUUUUUUUUUUGAGACAGAGUCUCACUUUGUCGCCAGGCUAGAGUGCUGUGGCCCGAUCUCGGCUCACGGCAACCUCCCACUCCCUGGUUCAAGGGAUUCUCCUGCCUCAGCCCCUGAGUAGCUGGAAUUACAGACGUGAGACACUGUCCCCGGCCUACACUGUAUAUAUUUUUAAAGACUGUUCUAAUAGAUAUAAAAACUGUAAAAAAUAAGUAUUUUUAUAUAGCUCUCAUGGAUUUUAUUAAACAGAAUUUGACUCAAAAAUACUAUGUUGCAAACUGUUGGGUACACUUGCCUAACGUGAACUGGCAGUGUUACCUUGCUUUUGCAGUAAUAAUCUACAGAUUGCAGGGCUCAUCAAUUCCAUCCAAAGUUUAAGCAUUUAAAAUUACCAAAUCUUUAAAAUCACUUUGGUGGUGAUUCCAAAUUGGUACCAAGCAAACUUUGUGGAUUCCCAACAUGAUUUUCAGUAACCACCCUUUAGAAUUUGCUUAAUAAGUUCACCACAUUUUGAACAUGGUAGUUUUAGAUUGCAAUAAUAUUCAGACUUACAUUAUUACUUACUGCUACGUAAAAUCUAAAUCCUGCAAAUGCACAGAAUUCAAGAUGAAAUAUGAUUUAUGUUUAACGCACAUUGAAGUAUUGGUUGGGUACUUAAAUGUAUUAAUGCAGUGUGCAUUCACAUUUAAUCAGGUUUAGUCUGUUUCUAUUUUAAUAAUUUAAAAAACUUAUACAAGUAAAUUAGAUAUUAGACAUGUUACAGUGGUAACACAUUUUUAGGUGUCAAAACGCAAUUUUCAAAAUUUCUAAUGAAAGUUAUAAAAAUGUAAACAAGAAUUGUAAAAAUGGACAAAGUAGUCAAGUAUAUUUUCAAAGCACGAUUUUAUUGGGCAGGCAUAAUUUAUAUUUUGCUUUUCUAGUGGGUUUGAAAAUGUUUAUUAGAGAUUGGGCUAUGUGGUUUAUAAUUUUUAAUUCAUAAAAAAGUAAUCAUACAUGAGAAGGUAGACCUAUGCCCUAGGAUCAUGUCACAUAUACAGAUAAUGCCAUUUCCUUAUGUGUGUGAUGUGUAUUUUGAUGACCUCCACAGGCCUUACUGUAUCAAGCUUUUAUAAUGAUGACUCCCAUCAUUAUUUAAAUUCCUAUACUUUUUGUUUGUUAUCACGCAACUACUUUGUUCAAUGUGAAAAUGUGCUAACUCAUGGGAGAAGAGUGCCAAUCGAUAGUUCUUUUAAAAGUUAAGAAUAUGGUAUUUGGGAAGAAAAGUUUGAAAUGCAACAGAUGGAUGUUUCAACACGGCAGUAUUAUAUUAUCAAUUCUUUAAUAAGUGAUUUUAGAGAUGUUAUAGGCUACUUUUAUGGUGGAAUAUAUAGUUUAGAGAUGCAAAACUUAAAUGUUUACAUCAAUUUAUAUUGAAUGUCAUAAUUUCAUGGAAGGAAAGGUAGCUUAAUAUUUAGAUUCUAAGGAGAUAUAAUCUGAAAGAAAACUGGUUAUGUUCUCUAUACUUACUGUAAUACUGAUUAUUCUUACAUAUCAAAUUAUUGAACUUUUAAAAUUUCAUUGUACAGUCAUUAAACUGAGUUGGGUUUUUUCUUAAAGGGUUUAGCAUCGCUCAUUUGAUUUACACAUUCACAUUAUAAUAUUUAAUUAUCAUGGGUGAAUACGUUACAUAAAAAAGGUUUAUAAAAGUUAUUUAUGCUAUAUUGAAAGUCAUCUUAUGAAUCUCCAGGUUAUUUAAAGUAGUUACAGGAGCAGAGAACAAGCACCUUUAUCAAAAUCUGGUCCUAUGUGCCUUGCUUUACCAAAUACCUGAUUUUUCUGGAGGGUGUUCCUGUUAUUCACAACUUUAGACACAUGGGCAAAAUUAGGAUGUUUUAAGAAUAAAUACAUUUCUAUUUUUUUGGUUGUUUCAACAUUAGCUCUUUAAAUUCAUUAACAAAAUUAAAAUAGGUAUAUUACAAAAGCAUAAACAUUUGUGAACAGUGCUUACUUAAAUUGUGAUACUAUUGCUCCAUCACUGAACUUUUUGAAACUUUAACAGUUGUAUAAAACUGUCAGUUUGUUGUUUCAUUUGUAAUUACAAAAUAUAAUUUACUGUAAUUUAAAAACUUUUAAAAAUAAUUUGGAUCCUGACUUUGUCUAUAUCUGUAUUUCAUUUGUUUAGAAAGAUUCUUUUGGGUUUGAGAAUGUAAUUUGUAUAUUUAAAUUUUUUAUGGACAUAAUUGAAAGGAAUGUAUAAACUGGUCUUUUGUUAAAUGGUUUUUAAUUGA